Messenger RNA from Paramecium octaurelia, 1159 nucleotides. The record is from the annotation of a GenBank genome assembly. Lineage: Eukaryota; Ciliophora; Oligohymenophorea; Peniculida; Parameciidae.
AUGCAAGGGUACUUAGUUGAAGGCAAGGAAAUUAAUAAUGACUAUUCGUAUCAAUGGUUAACAGGCAGUCCUGACUUAGUGGCAAUUGAAAGAGGAAUACCAAUACUGCAUAUCAAUUAGGAAAUACAAAAAAGAGAUUUAGAAAUGGAAUUUAGAGUAUAUAAAAGUUCUAAAGAAGUUGUUACGUAGAUUGACAGAAACCUAAUUUCACAAUGAAAAUCUGCAUGAUUUUCAUCCAGACUUAUAGAAAUUGAAUAGAUAUAAUAACAUUAUACCAUGUAUAUGAAAUUUAAUCAAUAGUCAAACAUUCAAUUGUCAAGCUCAAAUAAGAAGGGGAAGAUGAAGAAAAUCUUAAAGAUACUUAUAUAAAUGCCAAUUUUAUUAAUGUAUCAACUUUGUUUUCAUAUUUUCUAUAGCUUAUUAAUGGCAAGGAGAAAAUGAUUAUUGCUACUCAAGGUCCUUUGAAUUAAACCUUUUGGCAUUUCUGGAAAAUGGUGGUUUAAGAAGACAUGGCUAUGAUUGUUAUGCUCUGCAAUUUAAGAGAGAAUUAGAGAGUAUGUCACCUACUAUCAUUUAGGCUUAAUGUGAGUAAUAUUGGCCGAAGAAUGUUGGGGAAUCAAUCCAGCUUGGAAAUAUUUAAGUUAACUUACUCAGUCAGGAUGAUUUGGGAAACAACAUCAUCAAAAGAGUAGUUAAAGUUACAUAAGAAUAAGAAGAGAAGUCAGUAAUUCAAAUUUAAUGGUGUGGAUGGCCUGAUUAAGGAGUACCAUCUCCUAGUGAUUUUGAUGUUAUGAGAGAACUUUUGAAUAUGAUUAAUGAGAAAUUAUUAUAAGAUCAAAAAGUUGUUUUUCAUUGCAGGUAAUAUUUAUCUUAGAUUUUAUAGUGCUGGAGUCGGUCGUACUGGUACUUUAAUUGCUUUGGCUAAUUUGAUGAUUUUGUUGAGAGCAUAUAAAUAGCAUAUUGGAGAGGACAAAUAAAGUAUUUAUUUUGUUAUUAUGUCUCAGAACUGGAAGAAAAUCCGGAACUUUACAGAAUCUCAAUCUUUGGGAUUGUUCGUAGAUUAAGAGAACAAAGAUGGGGAAUGGUUCAUACUUCAGAGCAAUACAUAUAUAUAUAUAAAUUUAUUAAUGAGGCUGUUAAAUCUAUGUUUAACAUAUGA